UAUAUGGCAGUUAUUUCUCAUCUGUUCUUGAAGUGCUUUGGAUUGUGGCAUUUGUUGCAUCUACUUUUGGCCGACUUAAUUUUGUCAGACAGGUUCUAUUUAAGUGAUUUCUCAACUGAACAGGUCUGGAGGUAAUCGGGUUUGGAUGAGGUCAGUGAAAAUGAACUCAGCUUUGCCAAAAAUGUGAUUAUCCACAGUUAAUUUAAUCUUUAGCAAGGGGGCAAUUACUUUUCAGUUUUCACACAGGGCCAAGUAGCUUUGAAGUUUUUUGUUUUUUUUUUCAAAACUGCAUUUUAUAUUUAUUUUUGGGACCGCGUCCGCCCCAGUGCCUGUCGCCGGGCCACCCCCUCAGCAGCUCCACGCUGUUGUGUCGGAGGGCCGGCCGCCCCUCGCCGGGUCGCUCGCGAUCAUUGUUCCUCCGCAGCAUUAACCACAUUCCACUGGGGCGCAGCGCAUCCGUCUCCAUCCCCCGCAUUCCUUUGGCGCGAACGAGUCCCCCCGGUCGGUCUCCUUCCACGGAAAACCACAUUUCGCCGCCCUCCGUUUUCACUCCCCAACCCCUUUUGUGACGGUUUUUUUUUUUUUUUUUUUGCAUUUAGUUUCGUCGCCUCGUCUCUAGUCCCGCUCACUUUAUUGUCCGCGUAGGGAGAAAUGUAAGACUGCCAAACUCCAACCAGCGAGGUGAAAUUCCUCCGCGCAGCGCGCCAUUGACUGUAAAGGACCUUUCAACUUAACAACAACAACAACAACACAAAAAAAAAACCUCAAGUUGACAAAACGUUGGCUCGGAAGCGCACUUAAAAGUCUUCCCCUCCUAAGCCCCCCGACAGCCCGAAACGGAGCGGAUAUGCGACCGACUACGACGGGGAAAGACACCUUAGCGACGCUGCGUUUGGAUUUUUCGCCGUGUUUCGUGCCUCCUGAAUGGACCUCCGCUAGUAGUCAGCGGUAACUCGUUUCCGGACUACAAAAAACUACAACAACAACGAGAACAAGAACAUGGAGCACUACGAGCACGACGUGGCUCUCCGUGCCGGCCAAAUGAUGGACGAGCUAUCCUUGUACGGUGCCUACCGCCGCCAGGACGCCGCGGGAAGGGAUUUGGACUCUGCGGCCACCACGCUCCGGCAGCAGCAUCACACGGUGGAGAACUUCACGUCGGCGAACAAAGUGUACAACGCGGCUCCGGUGCGUCCGGUCCAGUGCGGCCGGAGCGUCCCGGUGGAUUUCUGCACCCCGCAGCGGGAGGCGGGUUACGCCGAGGAGGGCUGCUGCAAGUCCGAGGUGGCGCUGCCCUGCUACACCGGCGCCUCCGAGAGGCAACGGCGUUACUCGCUGGAGGUGCACCGGUACAGCACCGGCUCCGCGUUCGACGCCCUUCACAAGCCGUCGCCGCUGCCCGGCAACAGGUGCAACAGCGUGUGCGUGGACGGCAGGCAUCACAGCCCGCGCUCCAGCCUGGCGUCCUCCUCCGCCAGCCCACGGGCGAGCUUGGUGGCGGCGGCUGCGGUGCCCGGCUUGGUGCACUGCGAGGGGUCCGGCGUCCUGAGCCCGAGAUCCAGCUACGCGAGCACGGCCAGUGACACCAGCAAGCACUCCAGCCCAAGGACCAGCCUGAAUAGCUGCGACUGCUGCAGCAAGCCCAGCAGCAACCGGACCAGCGGCAUCAGCAUGGGCUACGACCAGAGGCACGUCAGCCCAAGGUCCAGCACGGCCAGCCAGUACUCCUUCACCACCAGUCCCAGGUCCAGUUACUCGGACUCGCGCUACGGACCCCACGUCAGGGAUGAUUUCGAGGCAGCCGCCCCCCUUAUGGCAAGCCCCAGAUCCAGCAUCUGCAGCCAGGACGGGAGUGCCAGAGCUCCCGUUUGCGUUCUCAGUCCCCGCUCCAGCAUCUCCAGUCACAGCUCGAGGAGCUCCCGCAGCUCCAGGGGGUCCAUGAGCACCUAUCCGGACCUGCAGCUGCCCUCGCCCAGGGCAUCCAUGCUCGGGGGACACGACGACUCGUUCCUGCAGGAGCUGGGCGAUCCCAACGGGAUGCAUCCUGGCCUUCACGUCCAAGAGCACCCUUCGUCCCUCGAUGUGACCUCCAAAACGCCUACUGCGAGCCAGAGGUUCAAGAUGCCUUAUCAAGUGACCCCGAGCCGGGAGAACGGGCCCAGUCAGGCUGAGAGGCGGCUGGAGGCGCUCACCUUAGAGCUGGAGAAGGAGUUGGAGAUGCACAUGAAGAAGGAGUACUUUGGCAUUUGCAUUAAAUGCGGGAAAGGCGUGUACGGAGCCAGCCAAGCCUGCCAGGCCAUGGGGAAUCUUUAUCACACCAAUUGCUUCACCUGCUGCUCCUGUGGGAGGCGAUUACGCGGAAAAGCCUUCUACAAUGUCAAUGGAAAGGUCUACUGUGAAGAGGACUUUUUGUACUCCGGUUUCCAGCAGACGGCCGAGAAGUGCUUCGUGUGCGGCCACCUCAUCAUGGAAAUGAUCCUCCAGGCGCUGGGCAAGUCCUACCAUCCAGGCUGUUUCCGCUGUGUGGUUUGUAAAGAGGGUUUGGACGGGGUGCCCUUUACUGUGGACAUGGAGAACAACAUCUACUGUGUCAAAGACUACCACACGGUUUUCGCUCCCAAGUGUUCCUCCUGCAACCAACCCAUUCUCCCAUCUCAGGGUUCUGAGGAGACCAUUCGGGUUGUCUCAAUGGACAAGGACUACCAUGUGGAAUGUUAUCACUGUGAGGACUGCGGCCUCCAGUUAAACGACGAGGAGGGUCACCGCUGUUACCCUCUGGACGCUCACCUGCUCUGCCAUGGCUGCCACAUCCACCGACUGCAGUCCAUGAUUCCGGGGCACUCGCCCCCGAGCUACCCGCUCCACGUCACCGAGUUGUGAAGAGGAGGGGGAAAAAGGGUGCAUCGCCAACCCCCAUCUAAUUCCCUUCGUCUGAGAUCCUAACAUUAUUGAUUUGCCCAUCAUACCAGUGUGGGCUUACCAUUUUCCAUAUGUGCUCUACUGCUUCCUUACUGAUGGUUAUAUGAACGCUGCCUUAGGGGCCAUCACUGGCUGGAGCAGCCAGUCCCAGUGUGACCACGUCGUGCCGGUCUCCCAGCGACCCGUGCUGAACUGUAAAGGGAAAGGUGGCCGCAGAGGCAAAUCCGCCCCACCCUCUGAGCAUCCAUAUGUGAAUCCUCGUUUUCUGCCCACCCCCUUCUUACCCCGAUGCCCACUACUGAUGACCCCACAUUUUCAUUCCAAGGGCUAUAUAUAUAAAUAUAUUUAGAGGGCCACUGCUGGCUGGACCAGUUCCAGUGUGUAAAGGUUGUGCCCAUCUCCCGUUUCUGUGGGGUGUCCAGGUGGUGCUUCUACCCACCAAUGGGGUUACACACAGCCUCUGUCUAUCCCCCCUCCCCCCACUCUUGUUGACCUCACCACUUCAUUUUGAUGGAUGAAUUACUACCCACCGCCCAGAGGGGCCACCGCUGGCCGGAUAGGAAAGACCCAGCGAGGCCAUAUUGUGCCUUCAGAGCGGGCUCUCCACAUAGCCGCUAACACCAACCUGAGUUCCAUUUUGACAUCAAGCCAACCCUGCCCCUGUGGCAUCCCAUUCCAUUAACACUGACAUUCCACGUCGACGUCUUUAGACAAGACUGCCAGAUUUUCACUGUCUUGAUGAAUGAUGAAAAUACAGUGCUAGGUGCGUGUACACACAGACCCAAUACAGAUACAUAUCCCCCAUAUAGUGGAACCUCGAUUAAAACGUAUCCUGAUAUAAUGGAUGUCAGAUAAAACAAUAAGAUAGACCAUCGGGACUGAAAAAUGUGUCCAAAAAUAGUUUCCAUUUGUCACUUGAACGGUCAUUGACAACUUGACAAUUGGCCGUUGUUGUUUAUGAGCAUUGUGGCACAACGCAGGCAGAGAAUAGGACUGAGUUUUUUUUUUUUUCCAGGUCACAGAUAUACAUGUACAAAAUGACUAGAUUCACUUCCAAAAGAUGUUCCUCCCAUGCCUACGUGGAAGCCAUGUUGAAUGUAGGGGAUUGACGUGGCCUUCGUGGGUAUUCUCCAGAUACUCCGUUUUUCUCCCGCAUUCCAAAAACAUGCAUGGUAUCUUAAUGGACUACUCUAAAUUGUCCUAAAUUUUACAAAUUUAUGAUUGUGAGUGUGAAUUGGUGUUUGUUUUCCUUGUGAUUGGCUGGCCAGCAGUUCGGGUAUACCCAGUCUCUCGCCCGAAGGCAGCUAGGUUAAGCGACAGCACACCUUCAUUUAUAUAUAUAUAUAUAUAUAUAUAUAUAUAUAGAGAGAGAGAGAUUUUUUUUUUUACAGAGUUGCCAAUCUAUAGUAAUUCACUUCCAAAACAAUUCACCCAAAUUAGUCAGAAUUUUCAUAUUUCAAAAUUUGAUCAAGAACAUUACCGCUGAACCGUUAUUGCAGGAUAUUAUGAAAUCGUAUUAAAACUGUUCUUCAUCCUGUUAAAUUGUUCAACAUAAGAAUUACACUUUCAGUGUGGUUAUUAAUAAAUUAUGGCUUCAAUCUUUGUUAUAUUAAGAUAUUGAUCACAUCAACCUUGUAAUGGUGGACGCAGUUGCAGCCUGAAUCAAAGUAUGCAAUAUUUUGACAGGGCAUCUUCAAAAAUAUGUGUUAGUAUGGAUUAAUUGGCCUUUGCCAGUUAAAUUAUUGCUAAUGUAGGUAUUAUUAUUAUCAUUAUUAUUAAUGUGCCUAGGUUAAAAGGGACAAAAGCAAGCCUAUUAAACUAGGAUUAUCAGAUCUCAAAAUGGCAAUUCAGCAUUCUUGCAAACAACAUUCCUCAUAGAUGCAUGGACAAUAGUUUGGAUUUCUAUUUUGUGAAUGUACUUUUAUAGACCUCUCUUGCAUGCUAUUUAUAUUAUAUAUUUAUAUUUCCAAUGUCCACUAUUACUACUGAAAUGAUGGCAAUUUCCCCAAUGUAAAGGAUAUCUUACUGACAGCAUAUUACAAAUAUUUAUUAUGAAUAAUAAUGUACUGUUAACCUCUCUCAGAAACUCUCGUUUCAGAUGACAUCCCCAGCGACAUAAUUAAUUCAUUUCCAGUUCAGGGGGCGUCUUGUGAGGCUGUCAAUUAUUUUACAUUUCCAUUUCCAGAUGCAUUUUAAUCGGCUUACUCUGUUGUUGAAACUUGCUUCCUCUCCAUCAUUCCGCAUUUCCAGCCAGACCGACUUAAGAUGAGUAUUGCUUAUUUGGCUGUUUUGCCACUUCACGGCACGAGUUUAGCAAUUAGCAUAAUGCUUUUCCAACGGGCCCCUCGCCCUCUCGUUGCGAAAACCUAAACGAUAUGUGUAAGAAAUGUAGUUUAUUCGGUCCCGUGGAGGCGAUGAUUGGUGACUUAAAUGCCAAACUCAAAGAGAAUUUUUGUGUCUGUGGCUUGGCGGCCCCAAGCAGGUUUUUUUCCCCCCAUACUCUUCUUUUUUUGUAUGUUUUUAAAACAUUGUGUUUACUUCAUCAAAUCCAUGUAUGUAUGAUGGUGCGACACAGCCUGUAUUGGCCAGUAAUGUAGGACGCUGGACUUUUUUCCACCCUAAUAUUAAACAAUCACUGUUACAGCAUAAUAAAAUCAUUGAGCAAUUUCCGUGAUGAAAUAUCUCUUUCUCUCUCUCUCUCUCUCUCUCUCUCU
Molecule: messenger RNA, 5633 nt
Organism: Syngnathoides biaculeatus (alligator pipefish)
Lineage: Eukaryota; Metazoa; Chordata; Actinopteri; Syngnathiformes; Syngnathidae
Gene: wtip
Product: WT1 interacting protein
Exons: 8
Coding region: 1000-2880 (626 amino acids)
Biological process (GO): regulation of DNA-templated transcription; cytoskeleton organization; negative regulation of hippo signaling
Cellular component (GO): transcription regulator complex; nucleus; P-body
Molecular function (GO): transcription corepressor activity
Source: RefSeq, a predicted model, not a curated record